Messenger RNA from Cololabis saira (Pacific saury), 8995 nucleotides. It is a transcript of the gene rbm33a, whose product is annotated as RNA binding motif protein 33a. The record is from RefSeq and is a predicted model, not a curated record. The coding region runs from base 172 to 3939 and encodes 1255 amino acids. Gene Ontology annotation, molecular function: RNA binding. Lineage: Eukaryota; Metazoa; Chordata; Actinopteri; Beloniformes; Belonidae. The transcript has 19 exons.
GUGAGCCGCCAUCUGCCAUGUUUGUAGCCUGCUCGGGGGUGCAGAUCACCGCCGCAUAGACGCACUUCUUCACUAAAUCUUCUCCUUUUUAAUGUCACAAUGUGGAGGUGGUGAAGUGUAGAUGCGCCUCGCAGUUUAUCAGUGAGAGUUGGAGGGAGCCGCAGCAGCAGCAUGUCAGCCAACGCUCAAGAUUUUGACUUUGAAUAUGACAAACCUGGUGCUGAGAGGUCACGCAGGAGAAGGGGUGAAGAUGAUACCCUCGAGAGUGAUUUGGAUGAGGAUUUGUUGGAUGAGGAUUGGCUGUCUAGUAAAAAGAAUCCUUCAGAAGCAUCAGAUGAGGAGUUAAAUGAUGCCCUCCUUCAAAGUGACGAUGAAGAGAUUAAUAUGAAUAUGAGUGGUCAGGAUGUCAGCCUCAAUACAUCAUACAACUUGGGUACAUCCUAUGAAAAGCAGGGCCAUUCACAGGAAACGGACUAUGCAGAUGAUGUAAUGAACCAGAAUGCAGAGGGCUGCGAAGAAGGAUAUGGAGAGGAGGAGGGGUAUGAGCGAGAGGGGGAAGAGGCAUAUACACAGUACAAUCAAGAAGACAACACAGAGAUGUCUGAAGACCAAAUCGAUUACACUGGAAGGCUAUCAGAGGGGGACGACGGCUACCAGGAUGAAGUGCUAGACCUUGGAAUCGAUCCUAUAGACGAUCCUAUAGACGGUGAUUUUCAAGAUGAAGAAUACCAGACCUCCCGUGGAGAUGAACCUCUUGAUGAAGAUGGAACCGCACAGCAAGAGGGCAGUAAGGAGGUGGAAGGAGAAGAGCAGCAAGACCAACAAGAUGCCCCUGAGGAACCUGUUGACUGUGACACAGAAGAGGUUGAACAAGAACCUUUAUUCAACGAUGACUCAAAGGAGGAAUCUAAUGAAGAAGAGGAUGAAGAUGAAGCUUCUGGCAGAAUGCGCUUCAAAUCUGAGAGGAAGGAUAGCCCUAUCGUGCGAUUGGCGGCUCCAAGUAGUAAGAGGAGGAACAUUCCUGACACUCUAGAACUUUCGGAGGAGGCCAAAAAAGAUCUGAUGGAGUUUGAGGAACAAGAACGUCAGAAGAGACAAAUCCGCCAGGGAGGUCGAGGCAGAGGAGGAGGGCGAGGAGGCAGAGGAAGAGGAGGAUUUCAUGGGUUUGGAAUGCCAGAUUUUAGAGCAAAGAGAGGAAGAAUGCAUGACCAGAUGCUCCCCUUGAUGGGAAACAUGGGCUUACAGCCAUCUUCACGAAUGGCUCCUCCUCCUCAUCAUUCACAGCUGCAGCACCACCCUUCACGUCCAAGAGGGCCUUCGCCCUUUCAGGAGCACGGGCGGCCCAUUCCCCAGCAGCCCCUUCAGCCCCUCAUCCCCCAUCACAUGGCUCAUCGCUCCCCGCCACUGCGACCCCAGAUGGAGCCCCCACCACGAAUGAUGAGCUCCCCCCCACCCAGCUUCCCUCAGCAUCAUCAGCAGCAGCCCCCACAGCCCAAAAACAUUCACAUUAACCCCCACUUCAGAGGACCCGCUCAAUCUCCUGUACAAGUGCCCUUGAUGCCUCCUGCUCAGAGCCAGACCAGACCUGCUGUGGGUCCUCAGAGGUUCCCUGGACCGGUAGACUUCCAGCAGCACAUGCCAGGUAAUUUUGUCCAGCCCCAGCGGCCCCCUCAUCACAUGGAGCCCUUGAGGAACCAGCCACCUCAAGGCCCCCAGGACAGAGAUCCCCUAUUUAUGGGAGAUACAUCACGGUUCCCAGGACAGAACAUGUUUGAUCACCAGGGCCCCGGCCCGCUCAUGAACAGCAGCAACAACCUGCACCAGCAGCAGAUGCCGGGCCAGGGCCACAUGGGCUUCGGCCCACCAGGACCCCCGUUCAACCAGCCGGGCCAAGGCCCAAUAGGACUCUUUCAAAGGGAACCCCCAAGACCCAACCUCCCCCCACACCAAGGCCACCAGGGGAUGGUGAACUUUAACCAACAAGGUGGUCCUCCAAACCAGCCCAGGCCUUUCAUGGGCCCCCGCCAGUCCUUUGGGCAGCAGGGGAACCUUUUCUCUCAUCCACAAGUUCAGUUUGGGAUGCAGGUACGAUUGAGACUCCCACAUCAUGACCCCCUGUCACCCCAUGCCAUCCACCAGCAGCAGCAACACCAUAGACAAGACUUACCCCAUCAUCACCAGCAACCGCUAAACCACGGAGAGCCUCGCCCCGUAAUGCAUCAUGGUCAGAAUCCUUUCAGUCAGCAGCAGGCACAUGGCGCUCCCAGGCAGAUGACUCCCCGCCCUCAGAACCUCCAACAGCGUAACAUGUCAAACAGGCACAGAAUGAACACACCCAUCUCCAAACAAAUGCAGCAGCGCAACAGCAACCUACGGGAGCUCCCUGUAGCGCCUUGUAACACAAGCACAAACAGUGGCCGUCCCGCCCCAAUCCUCGCGUCUCCCACCGCCAACAUCAGGCCCGUUUCCAGGACAACACAGGGGAUGCGCCCCGGACAGAACGUGCCACUGAUGUCUGGCGGUGGCAGAGGACGAGGACGAGGCCAAGUGGCUGCAAAACCUGAACCUCAGCUUGGGGAAGCAGGCAGGACAGUGAUUAAUAAGGAGAUCGCAACCAAGAAGCAGGACCCCGAUGAAGACGAGGAGACGCGGCAAUACCGCCUAAAGAUCGAGCAGCAGAAGCGUUUGAGAGAGGAGAUUUUAAAGAGGAAGGAGAUGCGACGGCAGGUGCAGGCUGGUGUCAGAAAGAAGGAGCUGCUGGAAAGACUCAAUGCUCAGACGAGCACGCCAAGCCAAGCCUCUGCCCCUGUACAGACUCAGCCCGCACAACCAAAUCCACAAACACAACCUCCUGUUCAACAGCAGCCACCACCACCCCCGACACCAACACAACCCGCUCAGCAGCAACUGGAACAAAAACGACAGCAACGGCUGCAAGGACAGCAGCCGAGACCGUUUCCUCAGAGAACACAGCAAUCAUUGACUCAAACAUUAAAGAAUCCUAAUCAAGGCAAUAACAUCCAUCCCAGCAGUGCUGCUCUGACCCCCACGCCACGUCCCAAUGUCAAGACUCGCCUGCAGAUGGUUAAAGGCAGCGCGCAGCAGCAACAGACUCCUGGUCCUGGUCCUGGUCCUGGUCCUGGUCCUGGUCCUGGUCCUGGUCCUGGUCCUGGUCCUGAGCAGCAGUGGAAGCAGCCCAGACUGAAUCAGCAGCAGGUGCUGCAACAAAGGAACAGUUCUCUGCAGAGCGUCGGCUCCCAGGUUCCCUCUGUUCAGGCUUCGGAAAAAACCCCAAUUCCCUCAGUGAAUCCAGGCCUCGCUCAGACUGAGGGACCUAAACCUGGCGCCAAAAGGACCGUGAUGGAGCGAACCAAAAGCUCUGGUGGCGAAAGCCAGCAAAUACCACAAAAAGUGAGAGUCGUCAAACUUUCAGGACUGACUGGAAAGGGGCCUGAGGCCAGCGUCGGCCCCGCGCAGCAGCAGGGCACCGGCCAGGCGGCUCCACUCAACCAGGGCCUCCAAAGGAAGGUUACAAUGACGGGACAGCAGCAACAGGGACCAGGCGGAAGACCGCAGGCUAGCCUUGGGGGCACGGCCGACUCGCAGCAAAGCAGGGUCGUGGUGUCGGGCCGGGGUCGAGGCAGAGGAGGCGCUCCGAUAGGUCGAGGGCGUGCAGUGACCACCAGACUGAGCCAGAAAGCUGCAGAGAACCUCUACUGUACUGUGUCCAUAGAGGGCCUCUCCUCAUCUACAACCGAAUUUCAGCUCAAGAGCCUCCUCAAGUCCAUUGGACCGAUAGAGAUGUUCCAAAUGAUGCCCCAGCAGAGGAAAGCCAUUGCCAAAUUUUCCACUCCUCAACACGCCGCAAGUUUUCAAACGAGCUUCCAUAGGCACAUGAUUGAUUUGUCCCACAUUGACGUGUCACUGAUUGAUGGAUGAGGAGCAACAACAAAGCCUGGGAGUCUGUUACAAGAUGGCACUGUCCUCUGAUGUGGGAGUUUCUCGUGCAUAACUCCAGCCCUGGUUCAGGAUGAUUUCUUCACCUCUUUGGAACUACUCGUCGUCGUCUCUGCAGAUCUCACCGUUCGUCUCCUGCCAACUUGGACCAAUGAACACAGAGACAUUAGUUGUGAGCAUGCAUGUGUUUGACCUCGCCCACCAAGUUGUUGUAGUUAUGAAGUGGCACUGGACAGACGCUGGACAGUGAAUUUUAAUUUGUAGUUUGUGAAGAAUCUUUUUUUCAUUUUUGCAACCUAACAUGGACACUGAAGUAGAACUUAUCACGAGAUAAUGGUUGCUCCCCCGCUCAGCAAAUUAAUAAUAACAUGCAAAAGACCUGAACGUUAUAAUUUAGUUUAAUAACACGCAAAAGACAUGACCGUUAUAAUUUAGUUUAUAAUAACUUGACCGUCAUAAUUUGAAUUUAACUGCCUUUUAUAGUGUUUUUUUUUUGUUUUUUGUUUUUCUUUUAAAAUUUAAAUCCUAUCAGUGGUCUGGUGUUUUCAUACAGGGAACGGUUGUGACAGAAUGCAGUGUUUCUCCUCCCCUGUAGAUGGCAGCAUCCCAUCACUGUUGCUCCUUUGUUCUUCCCAGUCCUGCUUCCCCCUGCUCGCUUAGUUUGCUCAAUGGCGCCACCUAGUGGAGAUGUUGAAUACAGGAACAGCGGUGGCCGGGCUGUCAUGAUUUUACUUUUAAGAUAGAGACUGUAACAGUUUUAUUUUUCGAAAUUCCCAGUAACUUGGGAAGAUGGAAGAAGCUUGUAUAGAUUGAGCAGCAUCAAGGCUGCUCCCGGAAAUGAAAGUUACCAUUGUUUGUUCGGUCAUUUGCUGUUGCUAUUUGUUCAGAAUGUUAUUAAGUCUUUUAACUGUUAACUUUGUUUUGGAUUCUUCAGUCUUGGCUGUUUUUCGCAAACAUUUUAAUUGUGUGUCUGAUUAUGGAGUAGUUAAGUUUAGGUUUCAGGUCGUUGUUGAGUGCAUAAGUGAAGAUGCAAAACUUAAAGGCAUACAUGGUUCAUACGUGGUAGAUCAUAAAGAAUUGUUUCAAUUCUUAGGAUGAACACAUUUCUGUGAAAUUCAACAUUUCUUACUCGUCUUUGGGACUGGAAUAAUGCAGAUUUGGCUGUUUGACCGUCAACUGAUUGAGUCCUGAUAACUUGGCUGUGGAAGAGCGCUUUGGAUAACUGAGCAUUUGCUUAGAUAGAAAAGUCUAAAGAUAUUUCUCACAAAACGUUGAACUGUUUAACUGUGAACUGACCUUGUUGUGGUCAAAUACCUUUUCUCAAACACAGAAAUUAAGAAGUUACACUUGUACUUCACCUAAUGCAUUUUUUUUUCUCUAAGAAUGUGACGUAAGAGAAAACCUCUAGGAUCCAGCUAAUUUCUGCAUCCAGCGUUUGUUUGAUUUCAUUGAAAAAACAUUUCUGGUGAAAUAAGUUGACGUAGAUCUUCAUUCGGGUUCAUCUUGAUUUGAAAAGAAAAAAAAAACACUUUUCUUGAUUGCUCAAACUAGUCUUAGUUUAAAAUGUGAGUAAGAAAAUAGUUCCAACUUUAUUGUUCCACAGUAACAGAAGUUCAGAAAGGAUGUUUUUGUACAUUAUUCAAAAGAAGUUGACGGGGGCAACCAUUAUCUAUGAAUCGAUCAUGUACAUAAGUAAGAAAGAAACUUUACUUCAGCAUUUACCCUGUACAUUUUUUUUUUCCCCGUGUUGUAUCCAGUUAACCAAUUUUAUAUGUAAGUAUACGCUGAUGUGUCCAGGCAUAAAUCAUUUUACUAGUAGUUUGUUUCUAUUUUAGAACCAAAAUGACAAAUGGCUGGACUACAUUUCUGUUUGAGACAUUUGACACGUUUAAAAGAAAAUAAGACAAGAAUGAUAAUAAAAAAAACACAAAACCAAAAUAGAGCUGAUAUGCCGUGAAAAUGAUGGUAUGUGAAGUCCAAAGGUGGGUGUGUGCGCGCUUAUGUGUGUUUUUGAUUGUGUGUGUGUGUGCGUGUGUGUGUGAGUGUGUGUGAGAGAGACACACACUGUGUCCGGUGCCUUUUACAAUGUCACAUCUUUAUUUGUGUCACUUUUAAACACCUGUACUUUACAGAUAUGUGAACUUAUGGGUAUUCACCUUGUAUAUAUCCGUCAUGGAAGUAUUAUAUACUUUAGGAUUAAAUUAUUGAAGGGGAAAAAAGGUGAUUUUUGUAAGUUUAAAAAUGAUAGAAAUUAAAAAAAAAAAAAUUGCCAAGAAAAAACCACCUCAUAGCUGGCAGAGAAUACCGCUGAAUUUUAACACUGAAUUUAUUUGCUUUACAUUUAAACAUCAUUGACACUUUGAAAAUGUAACUGUGAUGACAGCCUGUAACUAAAGGUUUGUAGUUAUAGGAAUAUGUUUUCUUCUGUUUGAGCAAAGAAUAUCAACCUCAAAAACAUAUUUACUUUGAUAAAAGCCGCUCUUGGGUGCUGCUCUGAAUGACAUCACAGAUCCAUUUGAGGACUUUUCCCCUCCAAGCAACAGUGAUUAUAUGCUUGAAUCCUUAUUUGCUUCUGUCACACUCAGAAAUUUAGCGGUAUUCCCCCUUAAAGUCACCAUUACUUGAAAAAACAAAACACAUUCAAAAGUUUUACGUAGGAAUGUGGCCAAUAAAAGUCCCGGCGCUCUCGGGGCGGUGCGAGUAUGAGCAGGACAAACAAGGUGUUUGAAAAAUGUCCUUUUUUACGAUUCCUUCAUGUAAAACUUCUGUGGUUUUAAGUUUUUCCUUUUUUUGUAUGUUGCGCAUUUGAGUCUAAACUGACUUCCUUGUGUUUUUCUUCCCUUUCUUUUGAGUUGUUGAAGUGUUUUUUUUGUUUGCUGACAUCAUGUAUGUACUGUGCUUCAUAUUGUGGUUUACAAUUAAGGUUCAGUACUCAAGUAAAUCCUGUGGAUUUGGGAACGGGAGUACGGGCAAUGCCAGUAACGAUGACGCUGUUAAUAAGACAUUGUGUCUUGUGAUGCCAAAAACAGAUUCAUGUUGGAUCUAUUUGUACCUUCAAGUGAAGGAUUAUUUACACAUAGAUGCUAAGAAUACUAUUAGAAAAAUUGAGCUUAUACUCUUAAGCUUUUUUAAGUAGCAGCUGGCUGCUUUAUGUCUCCACUUGAUGUGGUUGCAGAAAGGAUUUUAUGACGUUUUAUGCUGUUUUAGACAUCACUGGGGCGAUCUUUUUUUAAAACCUUUAUCAUGGCUGCUAAUGACAGAUGCCCGAAUUGUUUGUUUAUUCUGUACUCGAGUCAAAAAUGCAGCUUAGUUGGGAUCCACACAUUAACUCGUAGCUCUUUCUCUUUAGGUCCACUCGGCGAUGGAGGGUUCAGAGGGUUUCGCUGAUCGCUUGGAAGAAUGACAUUUUUUCUUUCUUUAUUUUCAGGUGGUGACACAAACAUGGGAGUGGCUUAAACUCGUUCAGAGACCGUGUCAGAGGUUUAGCAUGCUUUCAUCAAUCAAAAACGUCACUUAUUUGAUAUUAUUUGACGUAUCAUAGAGUAAAAGUUAAGCUUCCUGGACAAAAUUGCAAAAUGUUGUUAUGAACUGGUAAUCCUCCAUACUUUACUCCUAACUGUCUUAGUCAAUGUUCUCAUGUUUAGUAAUAUGAAGUUUCAGUGUGAAGCACAAACAUCUGAAAGUAGUUUUAUUUAUUCAUUUGUCUGUCUGCAAAACUACAUAGAAACAACCUUUCUGGGCUUGUAAAACGUACUGGGGCUCCAGUAAGAAUAUUUAGCAUUGUUUUGGUUUACAGUUCAAAAAUCAGCAUUGACUUUCCUUUCUUCAAAGUUUUCCUACAAAUAUAAGAAUGACCAAGAAACAAAUUUAUUUACUGCAUCUUUAAUAAAACACAUUCUGCUGAUGUUUCAUAUUAAUAACAAAGAUUUGAUAUUUUGUCUUCUUUUCACCCCUUAACCUUUUGUUGAUUUAAAUAAAACCUCAACAGUGGUUAAGGAAACCUUUAUUUCUUUCUCUUCUAUAUAUUAGUCAAAAAUAAAAGAUUAUCACUUCUGGUUAAUGUAAAGUAAUGUUGUAAGAUGUAGAGGAGGGUUGGUGAAAGCGUGCGUAGUUGUGGUCCAGCUCUGGUGUCACACGGCUCUGUUAGACGUUUCAGCUGCCCUCAUGUUUUGGAUGUCACUCUGGAUUUGAACCAGCGGCGUGAACAGCCGUCACAUCAUCAUCCCAGCGGAGUGACGUCUGAGAUUAACUCCAUUUUCCAUCCGCUACACCCCCCCUCCCCUAACAGGAGCUGUUGGCGAGCUGCAGGAGCUGUUGCUGCUGUGUCAGCUUCUCCCCCUGAACUAAUGCGUUUCAAACUUACAGUUUUAUUUCAGUCCUGCAGCGUCCAGCCUGGGGAACAAAACUUGAACUUUUCUCCCUCAACAGCAGCUGCUGGUUUUCAGUCCCUGCUUCUCCAGCCUUCGCUGUCAUUCCAACUUACCUCACACACGUUUGACCAUUGCUCAUCUUUUCCUUGAUGCUGCUGCUGUUGAGUGAGCUUCUGUAUCGAUCAGGGUGGCCUGCCUGGAUUACCAUUGUUUGUUAGCCCGGUGGAUGGAGGUUUCUAUCUCCGUGACGACAGCCGGGGUCACUGGGCAGACGCGUAACUCUAAAGCAAGCCGCUUUAUGGCUUUCUCUACACCAAAGGUCAUCGCAGCUUCUUGAGAUUCUUUGUUUGGUCGGAGUUUUAAAAAGACACUUCUGUGACGAUUCUGAUGUCGAACUUUUAUCAGGCAUCAAAUAAUGACUGAAAAUCCAAGCUGUUAUGACUGGAGCUGUUCACAGAGCAUCUUUGUGUGUUUUCACUCUGCAUUCGCACCAAUUGUCACGAUUCAGUCACGUUCUCUGUUGGAUUAUUCUGAAAUCAUUCUGCAAUUUGUUCAGACCCUGUUCAUGACAUUUGUCUACAACUAUGUUAAGAUGUGCAAAAUUGUCACUGAAACUGAAUGUUACAUUUCACUGAAGAAACUUGUGGAAAAUAAAUUUUCUCUAAUGC